Heterocephalus glaber (naked mole-rat) is the source of this 2934-nucleotide messenger RNA. RefSeq names its product surfactant protein B (gene Sftpb). Gene Ontology annotation, cellular component: lysosome; alveolar lamellar body; multivesicular body. Lineage: Eukaryota; Metazoa; Chordata; Mammalia; Rodentia; Bathyergidae. Gene Ontology annotation, biological process: sphingolipid metabolic process. The record is from RefSeq and is a predicted model, not a curated record.
CCUGGCCACCCUGGGCACCCAGCUGCAGUGGUGUCAUGGCCAAGUCACACCUGCUGCCCUGGUUGCUGCUGCUGCCCACGCUAUGUGGCACUGGUGCUGCUGUCUGGACCGCCUCAUCCCUGGCCUGUACCCAGGGUCCCAAGUUCUGGUGCCAAAGCCUGGAGCAAGCAUUGCAGUGCAGAGCCCUGGGACACUGCCUACAAGAAGUCUGGGGACAUGUGGGAGCUGAUAACCUGUGCCAAGAGUGUGAGGACAUCAUCCACAUCCUCACAAAGAUGGCCAAGGAGGCCAUUUUCCAGAAAACCAUUUGGAAGUUCCUGGACCGUGAGUGUGACAUCCUCCCUUUGAAGCUGCUCGUGCCCCGGUGCCACCGUGUGCUCGAAGACUACUUCCCGCUGGUCAUCGACUACUUCCAGAGCUACAUCGCCCCAAAGGACAUCUGCCAGAACCUUGGCCUGUGUAAACCUGGGCAGCCAGAAUCAGAGCCAGAGCCAGGGAUGCAGGACCCUCUGCCUGACUCUCUGUCAGAGCCUCUGCUGGACAAGCUGGUGCCGCCCCGGCUGCCAAGGGCCUUCUCAGUGUGGCCUGGACCUCACACCCAGGAUCUCUCCGAGCAGCAGCUCCCCAUCCCACUGCCCUUCUGCUGGCUCUGCAGAACACUGCUCAAGCGGGUCCAAGCCAUGAUUCCCAAGGGUGUGCUGGCCGUGGCUGUGGCCCAGGUGUGCCACGUGGUACCCCUGGUGGUGGGUGGCAUCUGCCAGUGCCUGGCGGAGCGCUACACAGUCCUUCUGCUGGAUGCACUCAUGAGCCGAAUGCUGCCCCAGCUGGUGUGCGGCCUCGUCCUCCGGUGCUCCUUGGAGAAUAGUGCUGGCCCAGUCCUCCCUGCAUUGUCCCUGCCAGAAGAAUGGCUGUCAAAGAACUCCAAGUGCCGCCUCUGCAUGUCUGUGACCACGCAGGCCUGGAACAGCAGCGAGCAGGCCAGGCCGCAGGCCAUGCGCCAGGCCUGCCUCAGUUUCCCGCUGGACAGGCAAAAGUGUGAGCAAUUUGUGGAACAGUACACACCCCAACUGCUGGCUCUGGCACCCAGGGGCAAGGAUGCCCACACCGCCUGCCAGGCUCUGGGAGUGUGCGAGGCCACAUCCAACCCUCUCCAGUGUUUCCAGAUCCCUGAGUUCUGAUGAGAGCUCAGCCUCCAGAGACUCCUCCUCACCUUGUCCCAGCACCUCAGCACCUGACUCAGAACCCUGGUCACCCUCCUCAUCCUUGGGAUUGUCUACCUUCCAGACCGAAUGUGUUCAGGUCAAGGAUGGCUAGUGUUUCCUGGAUCUCAUAGGAAAUCAGAUUCACUGCCCAAAGCUGUCUCCUCUUCAGAUGUCAAGAACAGCACUGCCAUCUAACUCCACCUCCUGACGUCCACUUCUCCCGCCCUGACCCUCAUUUUCUAGGUCAGGGUAGCAUCGUCAUGUAGAAGGUUGGCUCAGAGGCAGAUUCCAUGACCAGUGCCUGGGGGCCAUGAAAUGACCCUGAGACAGAAGGACACAGCAAGAGUGGCCUUGAAGUGGCCUUAAGAGCAAACUGGGUCCACUGUACAAAUCUGCUCAGAGCCAGCCCUGUUAACAGGAUGGUCAUUUAGUCAUCUGUUCAUUCAUUUUUCAAAAAUUUAGCGAGUAGGGCCAGGGAUUUAGCUCAGUGGUGCUGCCGCCUGCCUUGCAAGUGCAAGGCCCCCAGUUCGAUCUCUGGUAUCAAAAAAACAAAACAAAAUAGCGAGUGCCUGAGCCAGGCCACAUUCUAGGAGCCAGGGGUGUAUAUGAGAAGAAGGAGACCCCGUUCCCUUCAUGCACAGCCAGGACCAUGGCUUCCCUAGAGGGGAAGGAGUCAGAUCUUCCCUGGAGCCCUGAGAAGCACAGUGGGUGAGCAACAGGGGCUCUGGCCCUCCUUUGGUCUCACCAUAUGGCCCGAGGCCCACUGCCCUCACCAAAAAGGAGCCCAGCUGUCCACACUUGCCCUCCCCUGUCCUUUCCUUAUAGAACCUCACACUAGGGAACCAUGAACUCCAGCCUGCACCUUCAGAUGUGUCAGCCCUCUCUGUCCCAGCACCACCCACAGCCCCGCCCCAGGGCCACUUCUGUCCCCUGGAGGAGGCUGCACCAGAGGAGUCACAUCCAACAGCGCCAGCCCUGGCUCCCACAGCCUCUGGGCCAGGCUGAGGAGAAACUGCCCCGCUCCAGCAGGACGGUGGGGAGAGGCUCAGCCUGGCCUCCUACCAGCUCCAUUGCACUCAAGUGAGGCUGUUACGGUUAUUUGCUAAUAUUCUUGCAAAAUUAAAAACUCAAAGAAUAAAAAUUGGGAAUAUAAAGUACUCUAAAAGAUAAACAUAAAAUUCUUAAAUAAGGCUUUUUCAAAAAAUCAGGAAAUCCCCGGUGUGGGAAAAGAUGUACACAUGCUCCAGCAUGAUCAGAAGGUGACUGGUCACAUGUCGGGAUUUGAAAUGUUCUGCUGCUUAAGCUGUUGAUUAAGAUACAAAAAGUGGAUUUUAAGGGCUAGAUGUGUAGUGGUAGAAUACUUCCCUAGCAUGCACAAAGCCCUGGGUUCAAUCCCCAGCAUACUAAGAAGGGGGAGGUGGGUUCCUUUAUUUUUUUUCAGGGAGGUGCUGUUGAGACUGUCUCGCUAUGUUGACCAAGCUGGUCUUGAACUCAAGGUGAUCCUGCCUCAGCCUCCUAACUCCUGGGGAUUACAAGUGUGUCCCAACACACCCAGCUCCUUUUUAAAAAUCUUUUUGUAAAAUGAACUUGCCAACCUUUGUUUGAAGUUAUAAUGGUGACUGUUUCUGCUAAGAUUUAACUGCUCAAAGCUCAGUUGGGGCAAUGCAUGCCACGUUUCUAUGUAACACAGUGCCUGUAUCAUGCUAAUAAAGUCCUGUUCUCCUGCCAAAAA